Messenger RNA from Nilaparvata lugens (brown planthopper), 2836 nucleotides. It is a transcript of the gene mthl5, whose product is annotated as probable G-protein coupled receptor Mth-like 5. The record is from RefSeq and is a predicted model, not a curated record. The transcript is spliced from 6 exons. The coding region runs from base 145 to 1560 and encodes 471 amino acids. Lineage: Eukaryota; Metazoa; Arthropoda; Insecta; Hemiptera; Delphacidae.
GCUCACUGCUUUGUAGAGUGUAGACGACGGUUGACGGUUGCAGGAAAGUUAGUUCGUAUCGUAGUUCAGUGCAGUGCUUUGUGUGCGUUGUUCAUAGUUUUAUUUAGUGAGAGUGAAGCAUGGCGUCAUGUCAACGAUAGCAAGAUGGCACUCAUUGCGCAAGUGUUAUUAUUGUUUUUGACAGUUGUCGCGGGGGGCAAUAUCCCAGCUGUGCCUUCCGUUCGUCCAGUGCGGGUCCAAAAAUGCUGUCCGCAAACGGACCUUAUGAUGGAGGGCCGCUGCAAAAACGCAACCGAAUUCCAAACAUCGUCGUGGAAGCCGUUGUUUCACAGCUUCCAAGGCAAACCCAACUUCCAUGUGCCGAACUUUGUGGUGAGGGUGGGAAUCCCUCACUGUGGACCGCGACAACACUUCUCCAUCUACCACUAUGAGUCAUCGCACGACCGUCUGGCCCUUCUGCCCGAUGGCAGGCUCCGUCACUACUACCUCCAGGACUACCGAUCCCCCGACAGUGGUUGGGAAGGCGACGACUUCCAACUCGACCACAACAAUUUCUACGACUAUGAUCAUGGAUUGUUCUGCAUGGAUAAGGCUCUCUACAAAACAGACGAAAAUACGAUGAAACAAGCCAACUAUGCGAUUGUUUGCAAUCCAGAAGUGCCUACUCCAUGGCAGAGCACCGAUUUUCUGCUCAGGAGAAUUAUUGACCCGGCAUGUCAUGGUGUAGCCUUGUCCUGCUACCUGGCAGUGGCAAUCAUACACUUUGUAUUGCAACAACUCAGAGAUCUGGUCGGCAAUAUUAUAACGACAUUGGCUCUGAGUCUUGCCGUUGCUCAGGUAGCCGAUACUGUUCGAAUUUUCACUGAGUUCACUAGUCCUACAACUUUCUUAAUAGCUGAUUGUGUACUGUUUGUCAGUAUAUUGGGUGCUUUCUUCUGGCUGAACAGUCUAGGGUACUACAUAUGGAAAACAUUCAGGUCACGAAAUGUUUUCUUGAGAAUCACCGAUGGGCGAAAAUAUUGCUAUUACUCGUUCUACGUUUGGAGCUGUACGAUUGGAAUGGCUGUGUUUGCAAUAUUCGCUCAUUUUACACUUGAUACCACAAAUCCAACAAAAGCUCCGUCGCCCAUAGCACAGGGCGCUCUAGGAUGGCUGGGAACUGCAGUGUUUUUCACACCGAUUGCAUUUACUAUACUAGUCAAUAUAUUUUUCUAUGCUAGCACAAUGCAAAUUAUUUCAAGAAUGUCAACGUACGGCAGAAUUCAUCAUAAAUUGAAAUACAGUUUCGAAACGUUCGUGAAAAUACUUGUUGUGAUGGUAUUCUGCUGGUUUUUCCUGCUGAUGUCGUGGCUGCCCUACAACGGAAUGUACUACGCGUACAUACUGACCAACGCCAUACAGGGACCGGCCAUCCUCUACAUCAGUGUACUCAGCCAGAAGCGAGUCAGAUAUCUACUGCGGAAGGCUUGCUGCUAUGAGACGUGCAUCUUCCCCUGCUGCCGGCCCGACGAGAAUGAGGGACCCGAGUGGGGCGAGGAGAUGAUGGCCAUGAAUCAGUGAAUGGUUUAUGACUCAAUGAAUGACCAUGUCAUGAACUGAGGGUUCAAGUAUCAGGUGCUAAUCUCUACACUAAGAGCCGAUUGGAACAAUAUCUAUCAAAAAAGAAUAAGAAAUUGAACUAUAACAUUCAUCAAUAUUAAAACUUGCAGGUUAAUUUUUACUAAAACCUAAACGAUAUUUGGGGAAAUGUAUUUGAUUUAAAAAAAUAAUUAUUUAAGCUCCGAUAUUAACCCGACUUAUUAGAGUACCGGUAAUUAAAAUCUUUAUUGUCUAGUACUUUCAAUAAUUGAUGAAUGUGCAGUGAAUGUUAUACGAUCAAUUAAUAAGAUGUGCCUUUGUAUAAAUACAUUGAUUAAAUAGCAGAUAGGGGAAUUAGUUCAGCUUGAAUAUUGAUGUGAUUUUUAUAUGCGAAGCUUUUAUACUCAUUAUUAAUAUCGUUUCUAGGAUAUGAAUUAAUCUAACAAAGCCAAAUACUGCACAUUAAAAAGGUCAGAGAACACACAUUACUAAAACAUGUGAGCUAUUUUUAUUUAAUCAUAAGUGUUUGGAGCAAUCUAUUUCCUUUCGUUCAGAGAAGAUUAUAUGCAUGAUUAUUAUUAUAUCCAUGUUUCAUCUGCAUAGCGAACAGUUAAAUUCAAUUUUUCAGUUGAAGUAAACUGUACAUUCUCCAAACGCUUGAAAUUUUUCCUUUGAUGGAAGUACUUCCAUCUUGGCCAAUUUUAUACCUAUCAAUGUAAAGAACAUCAAUAUAUUUUUAUCUAGAAUAAUUUCUCUCUUAGACAAUAUUAUUUAUUUGUAGAUAUUAAUUUAGUUUUAGAUAGGGUUUUCAAUUUUUGUGAACAAUAUUGCUCGAAAUACUUUCAAAGGGACGAAAGUCUUCCAGAUUUUGUAUAUUUUAUUAAUUUUUGAGCUUCUCAUUGCCUUUUACAGCCUGCCUAUAUAAGUCGCCAGGUGAUUAAAAUCAAGUAGCAAUUCGCACAAUUUAAUAGCUAAGAUAAAAAUUUGAUAGCGAAAACUGACCUCCAAUUGACAUAAAUGUGAAUUAAGGUCUUUCCAAUGUGCAUUUGAAAAGUCUAGUAAAUCGUGAUAUUUGUACUUAGAUAUACGGCAUUUCAAAGUUAAUAUAAGAAUGUUUUACAAAUUUUCAAUGUUAAAAGUUUUAUGAACGUUUGGUAUUUUUUGUAUACAAUUUAAGAAAUCAUAGAAUAAGUAAGGUCUGUUAGGAAUAUUGUUGGAUAAAAAUAAUUUUGUACAUUAAAUUGACUUACGAUUUUAA